UACCACCCAGAUUUCAUUUGCAUAUUUCUUAGGAGAUGCUCUAUGAAACGUAAAAUAAAUUCACGAGAUCAAUUAACCCAAAAAUAAAAAACGAACCCUGACGAAAAGCCGAAAACGCAUGCGUAUCAUUCGAUUUUGGUCCAGUCCCCGAGUCUAAUCCCUUGCCGUCUGAGACUUUCGCGGUAAGUAAAUUCGCCUUCUUCCUUUUCUCACGUAAAUCCCUAGCCCCUUGGAUUUCGAUUUUCAAAAAAUUCCUCAGCUUCCUAAGUCUCAAGCUUUCCAAAAAUUUGGGGCUUUCAAUUAGGGUUUCCCAAUCGUUAAAGUUCACAAUGCCGCCAUUCUGGUCGAGCAGGACCUCGAAGGCGGUGGGGUCCUUACUGUCCCGUAGAAUCGGCCCGAGUCAUCCGAUCCGGUCCGGCCGGAAAUACGACCCGGUUCGAUGCUUUAGUAGCAUUGCGGGCAUAGAAACCCCAUCGUCGAUCCACAAGUGGACCGGCGAUUCUCGACUGGAUUAUAAUUAUAGGUCACGGAGGCAAUUUCUCGGCUGCGGCGACGGCGAAGAAGGCGGUGUUUUAUCCAAAGUUUAUGAGGAGAAGCGCGUCUUGGGGUAUUCUCCAGAGCAAUUGUUCGAUGUGGUUGCUGCUGUAGACUUGUAUCAUGGUUUUGUACCCUGGUGUCAGCGGUCCGACAUAAUCAAAACCUUUCCGGAUGGAUCAUUUGAUGCUGAGCUGGAGAUUGGUUUUAAAUUUCUGGUCGAAAGUUACGUUUCCCAUGUCGAAUUAGAGAGAGCAAAGCGUAUAAAGACCACUGUGUCAAAUAGUUCCCUUUUCGAUCAUUUGAUAAACAUCUGGGAAUUCAAUCCGGGACCCGUUCCUGGAUCUUGCAACCUUUAUUUCUUGGUGGAUUUCAAGUUCCGAUCGCCACUUUACCGACAGGUGGCAUCUGUGUUCUUUAAGGAGGUGGUCUCUAAGCUUGUUGGUUCAUUUAAUGAGCGAUGCCGUUUGAUAUACGGACCAGGAGUUCCAAUUCAUGAACAUACAUAUGGACAAAGGGCAUGAUAGUCGAUCAUUUUUACCCAUUAAAACAAGGUGUUGAAUGAGCUUCUGUGGAGUGCAGUCGGCAAUACAACUGAAUUCAAAUUAACAGUCCCUCAAGCCCCCCUGGGUAGUUUUUGUUCCAUAUGCUGCCCAGAGUCCCAUUGAUAAUGUGUCACUGCUGAAGCCACAUGGCACACAGGAUUUCUUCUCGUAUAUCCCAAUUUUCCAUACAUGUAUGUACUCAAUGGGAUGAAGUUUAACAUUUUAGCACCAUUUCUAAAUAGUCAAAUUAUGUUGCAGAGGUAAAACUAUCUAAUAAGCUAGCUUUUCUUGUGUGAUGAACAAUGAUCUAACCAUUUAUGCAUUUGUUCUAUAAGAUUGGAAAAAGCUAUUGUCUUUUGUCCA
Messenger RNA from Prunus avium (sweet cherry), 1442 nucleotides. Its product is annotated as Polyketide cyclase / dehydrase and lipid transport protein. Gene Ontology annotation, biological process: cellular respiration. Gene Ontology annotation, cellular component: mitochondrion. The record is from RefSeq and is a predicted model, not a curated record. NCBI's taxonomy places the organism in Eukaryota, Viridiplantae, Streptophyta, Magnoliopsida, Rosales, Rosaceae. Gene Ontology annotation, molecular function: ubiquinone binding.